Messenger RNA from Lolium rigidum, 872 nucleotides. Its product is annotated as putative 4-hydroxy-4-methyl-2-oxoglutarate aldolase 2. Gene Ontology annotation, biological process: regulation of RNA metabolic process. Gene Ontology annotation, molecular function: ribonuclease inhibitor activity. Bases 1 to 843 code for a protein of 280 amino acids. Lineage: Eukaryota; Viridiplantae; Streptophyta; Magnoliopsida; Poales; Poaceae. The record is from RefSeq and is a predicted model, not a curated record. The transcript has 3 exons.
AUGGGUGCACAGAAGUUACCUGCUGCCCCUGUGGCUGACCUGUGCGACGCCAACGCCUCGCUCAUCCUCACCGGCGAGCUGCGCAUCCUGGAGCCUGUCUUCCAGGAGUAUGGCCAGUGCAUUUCUUUCUCGGGCCAGGUGGUCACCAUGCGCGUCCUGGAGCACAACGUGGGGGAAAGCGAGCUCCUGGAGACGCCCGGCGAGGGCCGGGUGCUGGUGCUCGACGGCCGCGGCAGCAAGCGCUGCGCCAUCAUGGGCGGCAAUCUGGCGGAGCAGGCGUGCCGCAACGGCUGGGCGGGCGCCGUCGUGAACGGCUGCAUCCGCGACGUGGCCGACAUCAACUCGUUCCCCAUCGGCGUCCGCGCGCUCGCCAGCCACCCACGCCACCCCGGGGCAGACGGGGUCCCUGAGCUGCACGUCGACGUCGAAUUCGCCGGCGCCGUCAUCCGCGACGGGGAGUGGCUCUACGCGGACACCGACGGCAUCAUUGUCUGCAGCAAGGAGAUCUACGGAUUUCCGGAAGGUGCCAGGCAAAAGACUCGAACUCACGCACGGGGCAUCGUCCUGUCGGGAGAUGAGCAUCGGAGACUUGAAGCAUGGAAAGUGAUUCACAGGAGAGCAGAGCCGACUUCGAUGCUGAUGUCUGUCGCAAUCGGAAUCAUGAUGGUCUCCUUGUGGAUCGCGGUCUUCAUCUUCCGCCCUGAUUGGCUUGAUUUGGGCCUCAUUGUUGUCUGCAUGUUGGCAUCAGUUGUUGGGAUAUUUUUAUUGCUCAAAACUGAGCAAGUGGAACAGAAGAGGAAGAGGUUGGGAACAAAAUGCCAAGUUGUCUCAGAUGAAGUCUAGCAGAUUUUCGAAGCAUCGGCAUCUAAAGC